AUGCUCGCAUACGGCCAGAGCUACUGGGAAUCCCUAGCUCGCAUGCCUCACGAAUAUGGCCAAAUCUGCGUAGGCCUUGAUUCCGGCCGGCUCGAUGCUCCCUUCGCGCGAUCCUUCACAGAACUUGUCAUGUCACUGGGCCUCGGUACUGCGCUAUCGUUCCAAGAGAAGCAGCGGACUUUCCUCGGUCGUCCCCUGUACAGCCAGCAACGUGGCGAGGAUGCACCUACCAUCACCCUGGCCCCAACACGCUCUGAGAUUCCCCUCAACGAGCGCGUCUUACCCUCAAAAACCAUGGUUUCAUUCUCGCUCCCUGGCAUUCGCCUCGACCAGCAGCCCGUUAACGCAGCUGGUGAGAAUGGUAUCCUCUCAGUAUGUAAGUCAGGGUAUCCUAAAGCGGAAGCGCGAGCUACAGCAAAUCCCACCGUCGUGGUAGAGCCAGGGAUCGCUGAGAGUCAAUACACGGACCAGACCUCGGGUCCCUCCCUCUUCGAUCGAAUCGAAAUCCCGGAAGCUCCCGAGACCAACGUCUCCAGCGACGGCAAAACAAAGUGCAAGUGUGCCCAAGAAGCUCGCAUGCGUUUUUGA
This is a messenger RNA of Penicillium robsamsonii, 588 nucleotides long. RefSeq lists its product as uncharacterized. The transcript is spliced from 3 exons. Lineage: Eukaryota; Fungi; Ascomycota; Eurotiomycetes; Eurotiales; Aspergillaceae. The record is from RefSeq and is a predicted model, not a curated record. Bases 1 to 588 code for a protein of 195 amino acids.